Messenger RNA from Sphaeramia orbicularis (orbiculate cardinalfish), 6955 nucleotides. Its product is annotated as probable polyketide synthase 1. The transcript has 7 exons. Gene Ontology annotation, biological process: fatty acid biosynthetic process. The record is from RefSeq and is a predicted model, not a curated record. Bases 167 to 6400 code for a protein of 2077 amino acids. Gene Ontology annotation, molecular function: 3-oxoacyl-[acyl-carrier-protein] synthase activity. Lineage: Eukaryota; Metazoa; Chordata; Actinopteri; Kurtiformes; Apogonidae.
UAUAAAGACAGGCUCACCCAGACAACCUGCUUCAGACGCCUGAGGCAGACGCUGGACGACUGGCCGUCUUCAUCUACCAGAUCCUGACUAAUGUGAUGCUGCCUGGAGGACAAACUGGUACCAGCGUGAUGCUCCAGUAAAGGUUUUUGAUUUUCUGGACGUCAGGAUGGAAGAGCCUGAAGGUGGUAUUGCUGUGGUGGGCAUCGGGUGUAACUUCCCAGGGGGAGAGGGGCUUGAUAAUUUCUGGAAGGUUCUGGUGGAAGGAAGAAACUGUUCUGUACCGGUACCCAGAGAGAGGUUUGACUUGGCGAGUUGGUAUGACCCCGAUGAGAACAAACCGGGUAAAUCCCGCACAGCCAAAGCAGCUCUCAUUGACGGGUUCAAUGAGUUCGACCACAGGUUUUUCGGCAUCAGUGACAGUGAAGUGGAGCAGAUGGAUCCUCAACAGAAGCAGCUCCUUCAGUGCGUCUACAGAGCUUUAGAGAACGCUGGACUUCCUCUGGAGAAGGCCAGCGGGACCAGGACUGGAGUGUUUAUUGGUCUGAUGAACAGAGAUUAUGAAACGAAUGCAGCUCACGUCCACCCGAGUGUGAUCAACCACUGGACCGGCACAGGACUCGCCAUGAGCAUCGCAGCAAACCGAGUUUCCUACAUCUUCAACUUCACCGGACCUUCACUGUCAGUCGACUGCGCCUGCUCAUCGUCACUGGUUGCUCUUCAUCUCGCCUGCCAGGCCAUCAAACAAGGAGACUGUGAUAUGGCUGUUUGUGGAGGGGUCAACUGUAUCAUAGAACCGAGAGUGUUUGUGGCUCUCAGCAAGGCCAAGAUGAUCUCACCUGAAGGCACCAGCAAACCUUUCUCCAACAGAGCAGAUGGCUACGGUAGAGGAGAGGGCUGUGGGGUGGUUCUGCUGAAGCCACUCAAAAAGGCUGUUCAAGACCAUGACCACAUCUGGGGUGUUAUCAGCAAAACAGCUGUCAACCAAGAUGGACACACAGUCAGUCCAAUCACCAAACCCUCCAUGACGCAACAAGAGGAGUUGUUACGUCGGAUCUACUCACAAUCUGACAUCCAAAAAGUUCAGUACAUUGAGGCACAUGGGACUGGAACCCCAGUUGGAGAUCCAACUGAGGCAGGAAGCAUCUCCAACGUGGUCGCUAAAGCCAAACCUCCUGGUUCAGAGAUACUCUGUGUUGGCUCUGUCAAAAGCAAUAUCGGACACACAGAAUCUGCUGCUGGAGUUGCUGGACUUAUUAAGAUACUGUUGAUGAUGAAACACAAAACUAUUGUUCCUUCGGUUUUCUAUUCUGAAGACACUGCAAGUGUCGAUGCCAAAGCCCUGAACAUCAAGGUUCCUAAAGCAGCUGAAGCGUGGGAAGCCUCUGGUGACAGAGUUGCAGGAGUAAACAACUUUGGCUUUGGGGGAACCAAUGCACAUGCCAUUGUCAAACAGCACAAACAACCAUGUGCUAAGCAACACAAUGAUGGUAAGAAGACAAAAUAUUUUGUCUUAUCUGCAAAUUCACAAAAAUCUCUGACUCUGAUGAUGGAGGACACCAUCAAACAGAUAGAAGCAGAUGUCCAAGUUGAUCUAGAUGCUCUGUUGUACACAUCAGCCUGCAGGAGGAGCCACAAAAAACAUAAGUACAGAAAGGCCAUGGUGGUUUCAUCUGUAGAUGAUUUGAAAGACAAGUUAAGUGCCAAUAAAAGCAAAAAUGUCAGCCCAUCAUCUAUAGAUCCCAGGUUAGUGUAUGUGUUUUGUGGGAAUGGUGUCACUUACCAUGGCAUGUGCAAGCAGCUGCUAAAACAUGAGCCUGUUUUCAGAGAAAAGAUCAGUCAGAUUUCACAGCAUUUCCAAAAGCUGAGCACACUAAACAUCUUGGACAAACUUGAGAGUCAGACUGAGAGUAGUGAUUUCAAAAACCCAGAUGUAGUCCAGCCCCUUCUGUUUGCUAUUCAGGUUGGCAUUUUUACUCUGUUCAGACACUGGGGUGUCAAGCCUGAUGCCAUAUUGGGACAUUCAGUUGGAGAAGUUGCAGCAGCUCAUUGUUCUGGCAUUUUGUCUCUGGAAGAUGCAGUAAAAGUCAUCUAUUUCCGCAGUCUCCUCCAGACCAAAGUUACUGGGGGGAAAAUGCUUGUGAUCAGCAAUAUGCCUGUAUCAGAUGUGACAAGCCUACUUCCCAGUUACUCUGGUAAAAUAUGCCUUGCUGCUUCAAAUAGCCCACAAUCCUGCACCCUAUCAGGUGAUGCAGAUGCAAUUGAGACUCUUAAUAAGGAGCUGAGCAACUCAGUGAACAGUCAGAAUCUGUUCCUUCGAGUACUUGAUGUCCCUGCUGCAUACCACAGCCACAUGAUGGACCCAAUUCUGUCAGAAAUCAAGACAAAAAUAGGUUCCUUACAGGUUAAUGAUUUGGACACAGAGUUGUUCUCAACAGUGACAGGAAAGGAAGUCCAACAGGCUGAGUUCUGUUCAGGUGAAUACUGGGCCAGAAAUAUUCGUGAGCCGGUAGCUUUUGAGCAGGCAGUGAGGUCCGCAACUAAAGGAAUGAAGAAUACAGUCUUUGUAGAGAUAGGGCCAAGAAGAGCCCUGCAGAGAAACAUCAUGGAAUCUCUGGGUAAUGACGUAGCUGUUCUUGCCUCAGUGCAGCCAGGGAAAGAUCAUGAAACAGCAGUAUCUGUAGUUUCUAAGCUGUUUGAGCUGGGUGUCCAGGUAGACUGGGACACCUUCUACAGAGGAUAUGAGACAGAGCCCCUUCUUUUCCCCAGAUACCAGUUUGACUGCUCAGUCCGAGACGUUAUCAUUGGAGCAGCACAAAAAAACACAUCAAGUAACCAUCCUGUGCUCUGUCAGACAGGAAGUGAGAGCAAUGUUUUCAGCUGUGAUCUGAUGUCUGACUCCUCUUUUUACCUGAAACAACAUAAACACAAUGAUGUACCCAUCAUUCCUGGUGCCUUCCAUGCUGAGCUGGGUUUAGCUGCAUUCAUGGCCAGCGCCAAACCAAAGGUCCCUCUAAAGUCACUGCAACUCAGUGUCAGUUUUCACAGUCCAUUUGUUUUAAUGCCAAACUCACCAGAAAUGAAGGUGCAACUGGACCAAACAGAGGAAGAAACUAGGUUUACUGUGCUGUCACCAUCUGCAGUUUAUGCAUCUGGUACAGUGGUUUCAAAGAAGGAGCGGCUGGUUGAGGAGCAGUGCAUUUCACUAAAAUCCAUCUAUGAAAGAUGCCGCUCUGCAGUGAGCGCUCAGGAGUUCUAUGGGUAUCUCUCCCAGGGAGGCUUUCAGUAUGGAGAUGUGUUCCAGAUCAAAGGGAAUGUGCAUUAUGGGGAAGAUCUGAAAGAAGCUUAUUCACUGAUCAUAGUUCCAGAGAAACUGCGGCCUCAGUUGCAUGAUUACUGCAUUCAUCCAGUGGUUCUGGAUUUUCUGAUGCAGCUUCUCCCAGUAACAGUUGAGCACAUUUUUGCUGGUAGGCCAGGAUUUCCAGCCAAAAUAGGAAGCCUGACAGUGUUUGAACCCUUGGAAGAAGAGAUGGUUGUGUAUCUGAGAGCAAUUGAUGUGGAUGUUGAUCAGUUUGAGGUUUGUGGCUGCUUUGCAGAUAUGGAAGGUAGGGUUUUGGUUGAAGUUAAACAUGUGAUAAUCAAGUACCUUGGCAGCCGUUCUCAUGUGGUUGACGAGUACUUUUACCACAAUGACUUCAGUGUCAUUCCUGAAGGCACGGAACCCACUUCCCGUCCAAGGGCCUUGGUCUUCUGUGAUGACCUGGGUAUCUCCAGAGGUCUGGAACAGCAUUUGGACUCAAGGUCGAAAUACAUUUCAUCCAAACAUGCCAAAGACAUCUUGAGUCAUGGCUUCCCUACUCUUCUGGAGAAUCUUAACAUCAAAGAUAUUGAGAAAAACUUUGAUGAGGUGUUAUUUUUAUGGGGCAAAGAUGAUCUCUCAUCCAUGACAGCAGAUGUCGUCCUACAGAAUUUGGCAAACUGCUGUGAGAUUUUCCAGCAAAUAGUCCUAAAGCUGAAGCAAAUUCACUUCCCAAACUCUAUCAGAGCGGUAACGUACCGUUCCUCUGACAUCACAGUAGACCACAUAAGUCCAGGUUUUGCUCUCGCUGGUAUGACAAGAUCAGUGGCUGCCGAGAUACCAGAGCUUUCAUUUCAGCUCAUUGAUAUAAACAGUGUGUCCGCUCAGGACAUCGCAGCUCUUUCUCAGGUCCUAAGAGCAUAUCCUUGCAUUAAGUAUCCUGAACUGGUGGUAAAAGAUGGAAUGAUCUUGAAACCUUCCGUUGUCCGUACUCCACCUCAGGUCACUGACAGUACAGAGGGCACUUUUUCCACUACUAUGUCUGAUCCCUGCAUUUUUCAGACAGACAAUGCACACAGAACAACAAACGUGAGUGCCGUUCAUUGUGUCGAAGAGGUUCAGCCGAUAAGUGAGCAACUGGUUGAAAUUCAGCCCACUAACAUAUGUGUUCAUUCAUCUGACUACUUCCCUGUGAGUGCUUCACAUCUAAAAUUUGGCCAGACACUGUAUUGGAACAAACAUUCCUCUCAGAGGCACAAGCUGAUUGCUCUUGAUUUUAGUGGAACUAUUACAGCAGUCGGAAAAAAUGUCAGGAAACUGAAAGUAGGAGACCAUGUUGCUUCCUGUUAUCCAGUGACAGCAGCCAGCAAAGUCAGAGUUCCAGAAGAUGUGUGUUACAGUACCAAGCGAUUCCCAUUCUGGCAAAAAUCACCUUGUGUUUCCUACUUUGUUCUGGCGUGGGAGGUCUUACACCGAGCAUUACCAAGGCCAAAACAUCAUCUAGGAAUCAUAUCCUCUGUUCAUGAUUCUGUUCUGGUGAAAGUCUUGGCACUUACAGCUCACGAAUCAGGGUGGACUGUGGUUGUUGGAACACAAUGCAAUGGGUCUUUUGUAGAUGUCAGUAAAAUUGAAGCUUUUGUCAUCCUCCCUCCAUUUGAUGAAACCCUGAUCGCUAAAGUUGGCAGCUUUCCUGGUGUCAAAUACAUUGUCACUGUCUGUGAGUCCCAGCAGCAGUGUUUGCUUGCACAGGACAUGUUGCAAAGUAUAAAUGAUAGUGUCCACCUGCAGACAAUUCAAAUGCCAGUCAUUCUGCGAAAGGGAUACUUGACAACACAGAAGCCACAACUGUUGCACUGGCUGAAGUCUUUGAACUUCAGCAGGAAAUUUACUCUUGAAAGUUUUACUUUUCAAAGUCUGAAACCUGAAAACAUCAAGACCCUUGAUUCAGAAAAAUCUGAAUCAUACUUCAACUCAACAAAAGUGCCUGUUGUGGUUUUGGGAAAAGAUGACAGUGUAACCCAAUCUGACAUACCAUUGCUGCCAACAACAAAAAAGCUCUUCCAUAAGCAGGCACUCUACAUUGUGGUAGGUGGUCUCUCUGGUUUAGGCUUUGAAACUGUCAAGUUCAUCUCACAAAAAGGAGGUGAGUACAUUGUUAUACUGUCAAGAAGCAAGCCUAAUCCAGAUGUGCAGCAAGAGAUACACAAUUUAGAGAAGCGGUGUGGAAACUGCAUCACUACCAUGGAGUGUGAUGUAUCUGUCUCUGAGCAUGUGCACAGGGUGGUCCGAGCCAUUGGCCAGAAGUUCCCUGACUGUCCAAUCAGAGGAGUUUUUCACAGUGCAGUUGUUUUGCAUGAUGGUCUGAUUGAGACCCUUGACAGAUCUCUCUAUGAGAAAGUUUUCAAACCCAAAGUAAACGGUGUUCUGAAUUUGCACAAUGCAACACAGCACUGCCAGCUCGAUUACUUUGUGUGUUUCUCAUCUAUCUCAGCCUUUCUAGGAAACGCAUCACAAACUAAUUAUGCAGCUGCCAACACAUUCCUAGACACGUUCUGUCAGUACAGGCGCAAACUUGGUUUGCCAGGGCAGUCAAUCAACUGGGGAGCUCUGAACCUUGGUCUCCUCCUGAAUAAAGAACAUUUCCAGAAGUUUCUGGAAGCAAAAGGGAUGAUGGUGCUGGAUGUGGGUGAGAUUCACAGAAGCUUGGAGCAGUGCCUUGUCCUCAACCGACCCCAACAGGCAGUUUGCAGGUUUCACUACAGAAACAUCAGGUACACCGUCCUGUCCCAAAAUCCUGCGUUGAGCAAUAGGCUGUUUUCAAUAGUAGAGCAGGUGUUCCUAAAAUCCACAGAAACCCAUGUGGAACCAAAACUGACAGAUUCAGUCUCACCAGAAGAGUAUGUCAACUCUCUCCUCAGUAAAACCAUUGGUAUGGACGAGAGUGAGCUGAAAGAGGAAUUGCCUCUUUCAUCCCUAGGAGUUGACUCCAUGCAGGCCAUGACUCUGCAAAAUCUCAUCUUUCAGGAGAGAGGAGUGAAUUUGCCUUUGGUGAAACUUUUAGAUCCCACUGCCACAAUAUCAUCACUAGUAGCAUUAUUAAUAUGAGGGUUCUGGGAGUGAUAUCAAGGGUACUUUCCUGUUGUAGAAACAGAAAAUGUCUCAGACUAACUACAAAAAUAAUGUGCCCACACUUGAAAACCCUCGGCCUUCAGUCCACGCCAAAAUUUUUCACAUAUGGACGGACAGAUGGAUGGCCAGACGAAUCAACAGACAGGCGAGAAACUGAUAACAAUACCCUGCAGCGAAUGCUAAGGGUAAAAAUGUGAAAGCCACAGUCAGUGCAAGAGGUUUAUAUUGUGGUUUUGAGUUUUCCUUGUGUAUUUCUGUGAUAAACUAUGAUUCCUUUUUUGUUUUGUGCCUAUAUUAUAAUUAAUUUGAACUCAUCUAUUAAAUACUCAAACUUGUAUAUGUAUUUCAUUCAGCUUUGAGUCCAGGAUGACCCUGAAAACAUUUAACAAUGCAAUUCCAUAUACAAGCUGUAAUUUGAUUUCUUUUUUUUAAUUAUUAUUUUAAUGUACACUUACUAAUAAAUGUAGAUGUAAGUUGAGAGCAUAUAAUCUUGUACUACACAUUUUCAAUAAAGCUUUAUCAUUAAUCCGU